Nelumbo nucifera (sacred lotus) is the source of this 1697-nucleotide messenger RNA. The record is from RefSeq and is a predicted model, not a curated record. NCBI's taxonomy places the organism in Eukaryota, Viridiplantae, Streptophyta, Magnoliopsida, Proteales, Nelumbonaceae.
GUCUCUUCUCGUCUGUGUGCAAUAUCAUCGAAUACGAAGAGAUAUAUAUAAGCUUCUUUCAGUUUUCUUCGGUUCUAAAUUCGCUUCCAGCGCCCUUCGUCUCGGUUUGUUCAUUCAGAUUACACUACUACGUCAAGAUGCAGAUUUUUGUUAAGACUCUUACAGGCAAGACCAUCACCCUUGAGGUUGAAAGCUCCGACACUAUUGACAAUGUCAAGGCCAAAAUCCAAGACAAGGAAGGAAUCCCCCCUGACCAGCAGCGGCUUAUCUUUGCUGGUAAACAACUAGAGGAUGGCCGAACCUUGGCAGAUUACAACAUCCAGAAGGAGUCCACCCUCCAUCUGGUUCUUCGAUUGAGGGGUGGGAUGCAGAUAUUUGUUAAGACCCUUACUGGGAAAACCAUCACACUUGAAGUAGAAAGCUCGGACACCAUUGACAAUGUUAAGGCUAAGAUUCAGGAUAAGGAGGGCAUCCCACCUGACCAACAGAGGCUCAUUUUUGCUGGAAAACAGCUUGAGGAUGGUCGUACCUUGGCUGAUUACAACAUUCAGAAGGAAUCCACCCUCCACCUUGUCCUCAGGCUUCGUGGGGGCAUGCAAAUCUUUGUCAAGACACUAACUGGGAAGACGAUUACUUUGGAAGUGGAGAGCUCUGAUACCAUCGACAAUGUGAAGGCCAAGAUCCAAGACAAGGAGGGAAUACCACCAGAUCAACAGAGGCUUAUCUUUGCAGGGAAGCAGCUGGAGGAUGGAAGGACCCUAGCUGAUUACAAUAUCCAGAAGGAGUCUACUCUUCACUUGGUCCUCCGUCUGCGUGGUGGUAUGCAGAUCUUUGUGAAGACUCUUACAGGGAAAACCAUAACACUGGAGGUGGAGAGCUCUGACACCAUAGACAAUGUGAAAGCCAAGAUCCAGGACAAAGAGGGCAUYCCUCCGGAUCAGCAGAGGCUCAUCUUUGCUGGGAAGCAACUUGAGGAUGGGCGAACGUUGGCGGAUUAUAAUAUUCAGAAGGAAUCAACCCUCCACCUCGUUCUUCGUCUUCGUGGUGGCAUUUGUUGAGGCGUCCUGGACUCUCCUAGUUCCUGGCAUGUCUAUUCUCGCUUCAUUGAUUAGAAAACAAUUUGACUUUACCCUUACAAGUAAAAAAGAUGGGCCAUUGGAUUUAAUUAUCUAUUUACAUGAAUAAGCGAACUAAGCAGCAGCUUCCGGAUGUGAGCCCAGUGCAUCUGUUUUACCCAUGAACUUGGUCUGGUAUGAAUUUUGAAUAGAUUUAACAAAAUUUUCACAAUCAUAAUAUAUUGUUAUAUCAACUAUAUUGGUUGUUGAGUUGAGGAUGCUUCUAGACCACUAGUUAAGGCACGAAGCUCCGCGUCAUAAUUGGUGUCAUUUUUAGUUUGUUAAAAAUGUGAUAAAAUUUUCUUUCGCUGAGUUUAUGUUUUAUCCUCCAUGAAUAGUUCAAGUUUAGUGGAGUGUCAUAGAACUCUGGCAAUUGCCUUUUUCGUCCAUGUUUAAGUGAUUUGGUCGAGCAACUCGUCUGUCUACGAAUCUACGAUAUGUGCUCAUAUUUCAUAGUCAUUUCUGUGGAAAUAACAGUGCAAUCAUGUAAUAUCUAUGUGUAAAUCUCAGAAGUCAGAACUUGCACAUUGUCAAAUACUAUUUUGCUUUCAGGUGUUAAUGAAAAUGAAAAGAUUUAUGAGA